ACCUAUAUUAUUUUCUUAAACUUCCAGGACAUUUGAAAUCAUGUCGAUGAUGGAAGAGCAAGCAAGUACAUCUGCAACGGAUGAGAGCAUGGAUGGUGUUGGUGGUCCAUUGUUGAUAAGGAUUUUAGAGCAAAAUGGCAUAUCUGCAGCUGAUGUCAAGAAACUGGAAGAGGCUGGUUAUUACACAGUUGAGUCUGUAGCCUUUGCCCCCAAGAAGGCUUUACUCAAUAUUAAAGGUAUUAGUGAAGCUAAAGCAGACAAAAUAGCAGGAGAAGCUUGCAAGUUGGUCCCAAUGGGCUUCACCACUGCAAGUGAAUUUCACCAGAAAAGAUCAGAUCUAGUUCAGGUUGGAUCAAAAGAACUUGAUAAGUUAUUGGGAGGUGGAAUUGAAACUGGUUCCAUCACUGAAAUCUUUGGUGAAUUCCGUACUGGGAAAACACAGUUAUGUCACACUCUAGCUGUAACUUGCCAGCUUCCCCUGGAAAUGGGUGGUGGUGAAGGUAAGUGCGUAUACAUUGAUACUGAAGGAACUUUUCGACCAGAGCGUCUUCUUGCGGUUGCUGAAAAAUACAACCUUGAUGGGGCCCAAGUACUUGAUAAUGUAGCUUGUGCCAGAGCUUACAACACAGAGCAUCAGACAAAAUUGUUGACAUGUGCAGCAAUGAUGGCUGAAUCUAGAUAUGCACUGUGUAUUGUUGAUAGUGCUAUGGCACUGUAUCGAACAGACUAUGCUGGCAGAGGAGAACUGUCAGCGAGACAGAUGCACUUAGCAAGAUUUCUGAGGAUGCUGUUGAGAUUGGCAGAUGAGUAUGGAGUAGCUGUUGUGAUAACAAAUCAAGUGGUGGCACAGGUAGAUGGAGCAGCCAUGUUUACGGCCGAUCCCAAAAAACAAAAAAAAAAACCAGUCGGAGGCAACAUUAUGGCUCAUUCAUCCACAACCAGACUGUACCUUCGUAAAGGCAGAGGUGAAACAAGAAUAUGUAAGAUAUAUGACUCUCCAAAUCUUCCAGAAGCUGAAGCAAUGUUUGGCAUAUAUGCAGAUGGCAUUGGGGAUGCUAAGGAUUGAAGGCGCGUACAUAAGUUGCCGUACAGAGUCCGACGUAAACCAGAGAGCCCAGUGAAAAUUACCAUUUUAUAUUUUCUAAAAGCAAUAUAUGCUAUUUUCUACUUUUAUAUAAUUUUUUAUGCAACAGAGUAUUUUGUAGACAUUGCAGUUUCAGUUGAAAGCGCUGCUUAGGUAAACUUAUCCAUUCAUAGAGUAAUUGUAACUUUAUUUGUAAAAUAUAAUGGUGGAAAGUAUUGCGAUUUUUGUCGUGUGCUAAUCAAAACAGGGUUUAUAGGCUUGAAAUCCUUGUAAUCCUGUGAACCUUUUUAUCAGGCCUUACUGUUAUUGUUGCAGUACUUCUUAAGAUCAGUUAUGCAGAAGUCUGAUUUCACUAUAGGUAGGGCAUAUCUUGUUUCACAACUUUUUGUUUUCCUGCAUUUGGUUAAACAAGUUCGUAUUAAAAGAUCUAUUUUGUCUUUAGGGCAUUUUAAUCAUCAGAUGUAAUCUGCAUUCCAAUAUUGUUGCAGGGAAUCUGUAUUCAAAUAUUGUUGCUCUGUGCCAACUAGAAAAAUAAUCCAUUGUUAUUAACUGUGACAUCACACUAUAGAUAACAGUAUUCAGUUGGGGCAUGAUUGAUCUCAUGUUCUUCUAUAUUAUUUAUACCACACUGUAGAUUCUUUUACCUUAGGGUUUACGAAUAUAAUUUUUUUUUUUUAUUUAAAAGCUUAUUACAGAUCAUCCUAAGA
Messenger RNA from Macrobrachium nipponense, 1791 nucleotides. RefSeq names its product DNA repair protein RAD51 homolog 1-like. The record is from RefSeq and is a predicted model, not a curated record. NCBI's taxonomy places the organism in Eukaryota, Metazoa, Arthropoda, Malacostraca, Decapoda, Palaemonidae. Gene Ontology annotation, biological process: chromosome organization involved in meiotic cell cycle; double-strand break repair via homologous recombination; DNA recombinase assembly. Gene Ontology annotation, molecular function: single-stranded DNA binding; DNA strand exchange activity; ATP-dependent DNA damage sensor activity. Gene Ontology annotation, cellular component: condensed nuclear chromosome.